This is a messenger RNA of Cajanus cajan (pigeon pea), 4584 nucleotides long. RefSeq names its product sister chromatid cohesion 1 protein 4 (gene SYN4). NCBI's taxonomy places the organism in Eukaryota, Viridiplantae, Streptophyta, Magnoliopsida, Fabales, Fabaceae. The record is from RefSeq and is a predicted model, not a curated record. Gene Ontology annotation, cellular component: cohesin complex. Gene Ontology annotation, molecular function: chromatin binding; protein binding. Gene Ontology annotation, biological process: replication-born double-strand break repair via sister chromatid exchange; sister chromatid cohesion.
UUUCCAAAAUUAAACCCAAACCCAAACCCAAACCAAAUCUCGUUUUUCGCUGCACACAAAUCGCUCUCUUCUCUGUUCAAAUUUCAAUUUCAAAUUUAGCAUUUUUCCCCCAAACCCCCCUCUAAUUUCUCAUUUUCACACUCAAUUUCACGCUUCUCGCGCUGUUAGGGUUUUCCACUUCCAACCCAGCUGUGCAUGCUCACCCACGAUUUUCGCGUUUUCCCGAUCCAACCACGUCCUUCUGCUCAGUUCCUGUUCGCUUCCCCUGCCAGGAUUGCUUCCCUCUCCCCCGCGAUUCUCGUGUUGACCCAGGAGCUGCAAUUAGGGUUUCCAUAGGGGAAUUCGAAUUUGGAUUUGGUUUUGUGAUGGGGGUUUAGGUCUGGGGGACCGUUGCUGGUGUUCUGGAGAGGGGAAUUUCGUGAGGUGAAGAGGAGGGAUGUUUUACUCGCAGUUUAUUUUGGCCAAGAAAGGGCCACUUGGGACUAUAUGGAUAGCCGCGCAUUUGGAGAGGAAGCUCCGCAAGAACCAGGUGGCGGAUACCGACAUUGGCGUCUCUGUAGAUUCCAUUCUCUUUCCUGAAGUACCAAUUGCACUCCGUUUAUCCAGCCAUCUUCUUCUUGGUGUGGUAAGGAUAUAUUCUAGAAAGGUGAAUUACCUUUUUGAUGACUGCAGCGAAGCCUUGCUUAAGAUUAAGCAAGCUUUCCGCUCCACAGCAGUUGAUUUGCCUCCUGAAGAGUCCACUGCACCUUACCAUUCCAUCACCUUACCUGAGACUUUUGAUCUUGAUGAUUUUGAACUGCCAGAUAGUGACAUUCUUCAAGGUAAUUAUGUUGAUCACCAUGUCAGUACUAGGGAGCAGAUUACACUGCAAGAUACUAUGGAGGGUGUGGUUUUCACUACUUCUCAGUUUGGCUUGGAUGAGCGCUUUGGUGAUGGUGAUACUUCUCAAAUUGGGUUAGACCUUGAUGAGGUUUUGUUAAAUGACAAAGCUGCUACUUUGGAACAUGAUGACAUUGGUGCUAGUCCUCAAAUGUCUCAUCAAAAUGAUGAAAAGAAAGAGGAGAUUGAUGAUUUACCCUCCACUGCUGAAGUACGCGAAUAUGCUGAAGGUCCAUCUACCCCUGGUCUAGAAGAACCAAAUUUAUUUGGAACUCAAAUGGAUCAGUGCAAUAAUGAAGUUGAUUAUCAUAAUUCUGCUGAUUUAAUAUCAAUGGAGGCCUCACAAAAACAAUUCUCUGGUCUCCAAAGGGAGAAUGAUGUAAUUGAUUGCUCCUUGCAAAGUAAUGGGAAUCAUAUUUCUUUAGACUUGCAUCAUGAAGAUAAUGGCCGUGAUCUGGUUAAAAUGGAUAGCAAAAGAGAGGAGCAGGAGCAUUUAGCAUGUCAGGUUGUGAUGAAGGAUCAAGAAAAUUUGACACCCAAUGAUCAUUGCUUAACACCGUUAUCCUUGGUGGACCCUUCAAAUAAAGAGUACCCUACCACCCUGUUACCAGAAUGUGAACAUGGGGUGAUUAAUGCUUCUGAUGUACCUGAGAAGGAGGACUUGCAUAAUGGAGUUUUGAUGAACCAUGACCCAAUUUCUGUUUCUUUGGAUCAAACUGAUACAAAUUGUGUUGUUUCUGCUCCUUUGAUGAACAAUGAUAAUGUUGCGACUCUUGGUUGUUCUCAUGUUACUUCUGAUCAAGAGGACCUGUCAUGUAAACUGUUGUCUAACAAGGAUGGAUCUCAGGAUCCAGGAUCAGAUGGUCAUUUGGAGGAUGGUAACACAGUAUCAAAGCAUGAAGUUCUGAGUAACAUUGAAAUUUCUAAGAGUGAAGGGCAAUCCUGUCUGCUUGACAAUGCUCAAGUUUCCAAUGUUAUUAGUCCAAUCGGAUCUCCUGGUAGACCUGAAGUUGUUGAUGUGGAAGCUGUUGCCUCUCAAGAACCAAAAGAAGCAGAAACUUUAAACCAUUUAUCUCAUGAAGCCUUGCAGCCCACUGAAUCAGUCCUUAGACCAUGCACCUCCCAUCCGGGCCAUCCUUCUCUGCCAUUUAUUGAAGGUGAAAAGUGUCAUGUUGAUGUUUCAAAUCCUGCUUUAAGUUACCAAGAAACUAUGGUUCCAUCUGUAUGUGAAGGAACACCUGAUUUGGGAAAAACAGAUAUGCAAAUUGAGAGUCUGAUAUUCAAUGAAAAUGUAGAAAGUGUAAACAAAUCUGCUGCUACUGACAUGCCAGAGCCUGAAAAAUUGCUCUCCUUGGCUUAUCCGCAUGAUGGUGAAGCAAAUGAUUUGCUGAUGACAUCUACUCCUGACAUCCAUGGUGCAUCUGAAGGCCAUACCGGUGCUGCGGGAGUAAAUUGCAUCUCUGGUAAAAAACGCAGCUUCACAGAAAGUACUCUUACAGUGCAGAGUAUGGAUUUCUUUGAAUCUUAUGGGGGAGUUCAAUCCAAGAGAACUACUGAGUCUGUUCCUGAUGAUGAUGAUCUAUUGUCAUCCAUAUUAGUUGGUAGAAAAUCUUCAGUUUUGAAAAUGAAACCUAGUCCUGCAGCCCCUGAAAUAGCAUCAAUGAAGCGGACUCGUUCUGCACCACGUACUAGUGCCUUAAAGAGGAAGGUUCUUAUGGAUGAUAUGAUGGUCUUGCAUGGCGAUACAAUACGCCAACAGUUGACAAAUACUGAAGACAUACGUCGCAUUCGGAAAAAAGCUCCUUGCACUAGUCAUGAGAUUUUAAUGAUUCAAAGACAAUUUUUGGAGGAUGAAAUUUUUCAUGAACCAAUAUUUACAGAUUUGUCUACUGAUUUGACUAUUCUGCGAAAUGAGACAUUUGAUCUGACUGGAAUCAAGGUUUCUGAUAACUAUUUAGAUAGUUCUCACGUAGAAAAAACAAACAUUCAAGAGUCAUAUUCUAGAACAAAUACUGAAAUUCAUGGAAUGGAGGGGAACAAUGAACCUAUGGCAGUCCAACUCCAAGAAGAUGCAGAAGUGCAACCUACUGAGAUGCCUGUUUUGUCUGAGAAUCAUCAGUCUGAGGUUAACUUGGGAUCUCAUGAUAUUGAUGCUCACGGGCACACAAAUAUUAUUUCUCAUGUGGAGGAGCUUGACAGCUCUCAAAAUGUUGUAAUGAACAAUGUUGGAGGAAAUAUUGCAGUUUCUGAGGCAGAGAAUUGCUCUAUUGGCCCUGGGAAUGAAUCUUCAUCCUUAAUUGAAGUCUUAGAAAAUGAUUUUGCCGCAUCACUGACUCUCAUGGACAAAACCAAUGAUCUCGUUGGUUCUAUCCAUACUGAUAUAUUGAGCAUCCCAAAUGCUCAGAAUAUGAAUACAUUCCCUAUUCUAGAGGGUGAGUUUGUGGAGAAUCAAAGCGAAAGAAAUGGAGUAGGUGCUAUUGAGCCUAGCAUGGAAACUAGAAUACAAGUUCAAACAGAUGGUGUGGAAGCCAAUGAUAUAUAUGCAUCCUUGGCUACUGGAUCUAAAGAAACUGAUGAAUUUGCUGAUAUUCAGGCUUCCUUUAAUGGUGACAUACCAUUAGAGGACAAUGGAAACAGCACAGUAGGGCUGUUAAAUGAGGAUCAAAUUAUUGCUUCUGGCAUGGAGUGUGAUGACAAGGAUGCAAGGUCUGGUUCCAUAUUUAUUGAAACUGCUAAAGUAGAUUGUUUACAAUCAGAAACACUUGGUUUAGAUGAAAAAGAGAGUGCUUUGAAAGAUGAAGAAAACCCAGUCUGUCAGGAAGCUGGACUACUAAGUACAAUGUGCCCUGAAAUCAUAGCUGCUAGGAGUCCUUUGGUAGAUCAGAACGAUGAAAAUGACAUGAUUGCUAAUGACACAGAGUUUUUGAAUGUUGGUGAUGAUGAUAUAAUUGAUGAUGAUGAUGAUUAUCAAGCAAGUGCUGAAGGAACUCACCUUGAAAAUAGUGGAUGGUCUUCCCGGACCAGGGCUGUUGCCAAGUAUCUGCAGACUGUGUUUGAUAAGGAAGAACUACAUGGAAGGCAGGAGCUGCAUCUUGACAACUUAUUAGUCGGUAAAACACGAAAGGAAGCAUCACGGAUGUUUUUCGAAACUCUGGUUCUCAAGACAAGGGAUUAUGUCCAUGUAGAACAAACAAAACCCUUUGCAAAUAUUAACAUAAAACCUCGAAUGAAGCUUAUGAAGUCAGAUUUCUGAAUCAUCGUGUAGGAGUGGCAGAUAUAGUUGUAAAGAUCCAUGCGGUGGUAGUUUGGCUAAAAUCUGCAGGGUUGGGAUAAUAUUUUCAAUAUUUCCCCCGAUUUAGCUAUGGAUUUUCAUUUAUAAUUUUUUUGAGAUAGAAUUUAGCUGUUCAGUUUUAGUUCAAUGGCUGGGGGGUUAAAGUGGUACAUGUAUCAUCCUAUUGAUUAUUCUGGGUCUUAAUGUACAUAUUUUUGUAAAAUGUCACUGUUUGUAAGUUACAGAUGCUAAUUUGUAUGUCGUUUAAACGCAUCCCUCCAAGUAAGAAUGGUAUUCUACUUUCUCUAGGCAUAAAAUUUAUGGGAAGCUCAUUGUAAUUUAACUGUCGGUGGACAAAGAACAUUUCUGUACUUUUGUUUGUAUAGUAUCUAACUGUAACUAUCCUUUUAAUAGUGUGUAGUUUUCUGUACUGU